Messenger RNA from Naegleria lovaniensis, 771 nucleotides. RefSeq lists its product as uncharacterized. The record is from RefSeq and is a predicted model, not a curated record. Lineage: Eukaryota; Heterolobosea; Eutetramitea; Acrasida; Naegleriidae. The transcript has a single exon. The coding region runs from base 1 to 771 and encodes 256 amino acids.
AUGCAAAGAAGCACCUCCUCUUCAAACAACAAGGCUUUGGAAGAUCAUCCACAUUUGAUGGAUGCACCUGUAUUAUCGGCAAGCCCAAUAAGGAGCUCAAAGAACACUCCUCUCAGCUCCAAUAAUUUAGGUGGAGUAAAUUUGCAAAUGAAUUCAUCACGGAAUACGUUCGUAACCCCUUCAUCUAUUUUAAGGGAUGUUUCUUCCUUAAACAUUAACACCUCUCUUACCAUUGAACUGAAUCAACACGAUUUAGUGUUUAAACAAAUGGAAAGGCAGAGAUCGGAAUUGUACCAACGAAUGCAAGAUAGAAUCCAACGAGCAAAGCAGCUUGGACAUAUUUGCAAAGAUCAAAUUGGAUAUUUGAAGACCAAAAUCAUGGAUCUUGAAGAGAAAAUUAAUGAAGCCAACAACGAGCACUUCAAUAAGCAUAUACUUCAGAUAGAUCCCAAGACGGCUCUCUCUACGCUGUCUGAAGUACUGUCGGAUGAAACUGAUAGUGUGGAAGAAGAUGCUCGAGAAGAUACAGAGAGCCUUCAACUGGCUAACCAACUGUUGUUGGAUCAGGUGCACCAAUCUCAUUCUCAUGCCUCUAAGGGAAGCAAUGUUCUUUCAGUGUCGGCCCAAUUCAAAGAUAACGACGAUAAGGAGUAUGAAGCCAGUGUAUCAUCACCAUUCGCUAAACGCUCCCCCAAUAAUUUGAUGAGCAUGUAUCACAUGGAAUCUCCCAUAAGAAUUAGUCCCUUGCGGUCCGGAGAGAACAACAUGUAA